Messenger RNA from Chiloscyllium plagiosum (whitespotted bambooshark), 1198 nucleotides. Lineage: Eukaryota; Metazoa; Chordata; Chondrichthyes; Orectolobiformes; Hemiscylliidae. The record is from RefSeq and is a predicted model, not a curated record.
GCUUUUCAGUCGCAAACCUUACCGUGUCAGGGUCAGGAGCGAUCGAGCCAGGCUCUCUGGAGAUGCGGAAUUUCAGAGGAAUCGGAGAGUUUAGGCCGUUAGAGAAACACAGAGAGGCAGCAGAAGCAGGGAGCUGACGGCUGGUUGUCCCUGCGCCGUCCGCUCGCUGCCUUGAAGUUGCUCAGUGCCGCCCCCAGUAGCAUCAUUGCUGACCCAGUUCAGACUGUCCUAGAGAAAGAUUCAACGCAGAGUUCUCAACAUGAGCGACAGUGCAGCCGCCGAAACGGCUCCUCCAGCCGCCGCUCCCACCAAAGCCAAGGUUCCCAAGAAGAAGGCGGCGGCUCCCAGGAAGAAAACACCCGGUCCCGGGUUGGGAGAGCUGAUUCUGAAGGGUGUCGGGGAUAUCAAGGAUCGCAGAGGGGCGUCUCUGUCCGCUAUAAAGAAGGCGCUGGAGAGAAGCGGGAUCGAUGUGGGAAAGCGAAACGCACAGAUCAAGAUGAGUAUCAGGAGGUGCCUGGCGAACGGCUCCCUUGUUCUGGUCAAGGGCCAGGGCGUCUCUGGCUCCUUCAAACUCCCUAAGAAUCCAGUCAAGGCAAAAGCGGGAAAGAAGGCGGGAACAUCAGCAGCCGCCAAGAAACCGGCCGUGAAGAAAUCACCGGCCAAGAAGGCGACAGCAAAGAAAUCCCAGGCCAAGAAAGCGACAGCUAAGAAAUCCCCAGCCAAGAGAGCGACAACCAAGAAAUCCCCAGCCAAGAAAGCGAGCGGCAAGAAGGCGGCACCGCCAAAGAAAGCGGUGAGCAAAGCAGCGCCAAAGAAACGGACUCCCGUGAAGAAGGCAAAUGAUUGAUGGACCAAGACAAUGUAAUAUUCCCUCAGUACAAAGCCAAGUGUGACCAUCUGCUUCUACCAACCAGCAGACAAUUACUUGAAGGACCAAGACAGUGUAAUACGUCCUCGAUACAAAUCCAAGUGUGAUCAGUUCCUUCUAACAAACAGCAGGGCAAUUUACCAUGGAUAAUCCAGCUAACCUGCUUGUUUGGACUGUGGAAGGAUACUGGAAUACCCAGAGGAAACUGUUAUGAAGACGUGAGUAUAACUACCUUUAAGCCAGUUGAACUUCUGAAUAGCACCAAGUGUUCUGAAAAAAAAAGUAACAUUUGGUCAAACAACUCAAGUAGCUGCUUGCCUGGAGACAAAA